CUUCUCGAACUCUGAAGCUGUGACCUUGGUCACCUCAGGAAGGCUGCUGCCUGUCCGUGGCUAUGCUUCCCCCUUUCCUGGUGGGACACAUAAUGGGCUUCUAGCAAAGGAGAAAUGUUCUUGAAACAGGUACCCAAGGAUGUGGCCAACAUUUAUAAUACCCCCAGUGACAGUGAAGAUUUUCCAGGAUUCCAAGAUGAUGCUUCCAAACAGAGCUUCUUGUCAGAGGACAACUGUGCUAGUUCUGAAUCUGUGGAGUCUGGAAAAGAGGGGCUCCGGUUUCAGUCCAGAUACCUCACUGAAGAGCAGCGGAGGAUUUUCACUGAGGACACUGACUCUGAAACGGAAGUGUUUGAGGGCUUCGCUUCAAACGAGGUGCAGGUGAACAAGAAAGAAGUUCUGAUGGUGGAGUCAGACUUGAGUGAUGAAGAACAUGAUAAUUUGUUGGGUAAUGAGAAAGAAGAGGAGGAAGAGAUGAAGACGAAGGUUUCCCCCAAGAGAAGAAGCUUUGGCCUUUGUGUUGCUUUACAGUUUCCCACCAGGAAGUCAUCUGAGAAAAAAGUGCCUGAACAGGCUUUGUCUGAUUUACCUGUAAAGGACAGUGAAUCCCUCACACCUCUCAAGCGGUCAGACGAAGUAGAGGGCUCUGCUUCAGACUCUGAAGAAGAAACACAGGAGGAAAGUUCCAAUGCACUGCUUAAGAGAGCCAUAAAUAUUAAAGAAAAUAAAGCCAUGCUUGCCCAGCUGCUGGCAGAACUGAAUUCCGUACCGGACCUGUUCCCAGUGAAAAUGCCCUCCUCGACUUCUUCAAAGAAAACCCCAAGGAGGACAUUCUCUGAAGGCCAGAUAACGCGCCGAAUGAACCCAACCAGAACUGCUCGUCCACCAGAAAAUUUUGCCUUGGAAAAAUUUACUGUGUCAGCUAUCAGACUUGCAGAACACAUCGGUAGCUACAGGCAACAAAACCUCCUGAAGAGACUCAGUGUGCAGGGGGAUUGUGGAGUACGCAAAAGAAGGAGAACACUGAAGUACUCGUCUCAUCGCCCGGUAGAAGACAUAACUGAGGAGGACUUGGACAACAUUGCAAUCACUGGUAGAGACAAAAUCUAUGACAAAGUUCUCGGUAGUACUUGCCACCAGUGUCGACAGAAGACAACUGAUACAAAGACAAUCUGUCGCAAGCAGGGCUGUGGAGGAGUCAGGGGGCAGUUCUGUGGACCCUGUCUUCGAAAUCGAUAUGGUGAAGAUGUGAAGUCAGCUCUGCUUGAUCCAACCUGGAUCUGUCCUCCGUGUCGCGGGGUGUGCAACUGCAGCUACUGCCGCCGGCGGGACGGGCGCUGUGCCACCGGCAUGCUCAUCCACCUGGCCAGGUUCUACGGCUACAGCAAUGUCAAGGAGUACCUGGAAAGUUUACCAAAACAACUGGCGGAUGACAGUUGAGAGCACUGGACUCAAGCCAUG
Onychostruthus taczanowskii (white-rumped snowfinch) is the source of this 1461-nucleotide messenger RNA. RefSeq names its product cell division cycle associated 7 like (gene CDCA7L). Gene Ontology annotation, biological process: regulation of DNA-templated transcription. NCBI's taxonomy places the organism in Eukaryota, Metazoa, Chordata, Aves, Passeriformes, Passeridae. The transcript has 10 exons. The record is from RefSeq and is a predicted model, not a curated record. Gene Ontology annotation, cellular component: nucleus. The coding region runs from base 115 to 1440 and encodes 441 amino acids.